This is a messenger RNA of Durusdinium trenchii, 285 nucleotides long. Lineage: Eukaryota; Dinophyceae; Suessiales; Symbiodiniaceae. The record is from the annotation of a GenBank genome assembly.
AUGGAUGUAAAUACCUUGCUCGGAGCUGCUGUAACUGCUGGUGGGAUUGCUGGCUUCGCGUCCAAAGGCAGUGUUCCAUCCCUGGUGGCUGGUGGUCUCAGUGGCCUUGCCCUGAUAGCGUGCGGGCAGACAGCCCGUUUCAAGGCAGCCGCGGCUAUAUCUGCAAUCCUUACACUCAUGAUGAGCAUCAGAUUUGCCAAAACAAAAAAGGUUAUGCCAGCAGGAAUGGUAGCAAUGCGGAGCUCAGGCGGUGUAUUGUACAACCUCCUGAAAAUGAAGCAGUAG